AUGAAGUCACCAGAAGCAGCUGCUAACUCAGUGACAUUUACACUAGUUAAUGAUUCUUACUACAUCAGAUCAUUAUACCGGCAGAAGUCAGCGAUAUUUGAUCCUGCUCUGACAACAACUAAAGCAGCUGCAGAACCACAAAUUGCUACAGCAGCACGAUCAAAUUCAGUAAAAACUGCAGCACCAGCAAAACCAGCAACAUCUGAACCAGCUCAAGCAACAAAACCAAUCACAGCAGCAGCACAAGCAACAGAAGCAGAAAUGGUGUCAACAACUGUAGCAGUUCCACUACAGUCACUGGCAGAAAAGAGGAGGGAAACCACAGGCAUCAGUAAUUACAGGGCAAAACCAACAGAUACUACAACAACAGAUCCACCACCAACAGAAACAGUGCCAAUAAAAGAAUCAAAGGCAGCAACAGCACGAAGAAUCCUGUCAGCACCACCACAUCCACUACCACUACCACCACCACCAGCACCACCACCACCUCCGGCCACAGAAGCACCAGCAGCAACAAAACCAUCAACAACAGUUGCAGCAACACAUCACUGCCUAAGGAGGAGUUAA
This is a messenger RNA of Schistocerca piceifrons (Central American locust), 567 nucleotides long. Its product is annotated as lysine-rich arabinogalactan protein 19-like. The record is from RefSeq and is a predicted model, not a curated record. Bases 1 to 567 code for a protein of 188 amino acids. The transcript has 3 exons. NCBI's taxonomy places the organism in Eukaryota, Metazoa, Arthropoda, Insecta, Orthoptera, Acrididae.